AAAGACGUGGGGACUGUCUAAUUGGCCACCAGAAGGCUGCAGAGAUCAAAUAUCUUUCUCGACCCUCCAGAAACAGCACAAAGUCAAGCUCUGCUCCUUCAUCUUAAUGAACCUAGGUGGCCAACACUGAUCCAAGGACUGUUCCAACCUAGAACCUCCUCUUACCUGUGACGGGAGUUCCCAGUCCACCCUUGCCAUGAAAAUCCUUUCCAUUCUCUUUGCUCUUCUCUUAGUGGUAUGCCGUGGAGCUGCAGGCCUUGCAACACCUCCAAGACCUAUUAUGCGAUGUGGAUAUCGUGGGACUUUCUGCUACUCUGGGACCUGCCCUCGUGGCAAUGCUUACUUGGGGGGAUGUCGUUUUGGGCAUUCUUGCUGUAGAUGGUAA
Molecule: messenger RNA, 385 nt
Organism: Falco peregrinus (peregrine falcon)
Lineage: Eukaryota; Metazoa; Chordata; Aves; Falconiformes; Falconidae
Product: gallinacin-4-like
Exons: 3
Coding region: 197-385 (62 amino acids)
Source: RefSeq, a predicted model, not a curated record